Molecule: messenger RNA, 769 nt
Organism: Penicilliopsis zonata CBS 506.65
Lineage: Eukaryota; Fungi; Ascomycota; Eurotiomycetes; Eurotiales; Aspergillaceae
Exons: 4
Coding region: 332-691 (119 amino acids)
Biological process (GO): post-chaperonin tubulin folding pathway; tubulin complex assembly
Cellular component (GO): microtubule cytoskeleton; cytosol
Molecular function (GO): beta-tubulin binding
Source: RefSeq, a predicted model, not a curated record
GCUCAGAACCCGAAUAUUUCAUUUUUAGCAAGAGUUGAUCAGACUGCUCAAGAAAUUCUCGUGAGAAGAAGCACUGUGUGCCAUUAUUUCGAGAGAAUCAUCAGCAAUUUUCUCUCGCAAAGCAAGGGCGCGGUGUUUAAAUUACUCAAUCCCACACCAUUUAUUGAUUAUGCAUACCCUCGAUUUGAUUUUUAAAUCCUGGUCUCUGUUAUCAUCGUCGACCAUGACAUCACCUUCGGCUGCCCCGCGCGUUUUCUAUAGCUAUCCAGACUAACAUCCUUAUCUUUUAUACAGUUUGAACCCAUUGAUAUACCUCACAACUCUGGUCAUUAUGGCGCCCCGUUCUCCAUUGGCUAUUGCUACCUCGUCUGUUCAACGCCUUGUCAAAGAGGAAGCCUCCUACCACCGCGAGCUUCAACAGCAGACUGAACGCGUCCGACGACUAGAAACCGAGCAGGGAGAUGACGAAGAUGGCAACAGAGAGUUCACAUUGAAGCAAGAACGUCUUGCUCUGGAGGAAACCAAAAAUGUUCUCCCGACUCUAAAAACCAAGAUCCACGAGGCUAUCGCGAAACUAGAGGCUUUACUGGUCGAAGAAGGCAAGAAGGGAGCCGAGAGCGACGUCGAGCAGAUCAACGCUGGCAAGGAGGCGAUCUCAAAGGCCAAGACAGCGGAGAGAGAGGUGUCUUGAUUGAGACUUGAGUCCGUUUUCAUGUACAGAAAAGCGAAGCCGACGAUUGUAAUUCGAAAGAGAAACGAAAAAAAAAAA